UUGAGCCGGAGGAGAAGUACAGAGCACAGUCAUGAAUAUUAUCUUGGAUCUGCUCCUGCUUCUGCUCACCAUCAUCUACUCCUACUUGGAAGCAUUGGUGAAAGUUUUCAUUCCCCAAAGGAGAAAAUCUGUGGCUGGGGAGACUGUCCUUAUUACAGGAGCCGGGCAUGGAAUAGGCAGGUCGACUGCCUAUGAAUUUGCAAAACGGAAAAGCAGACUGGUUCUGUGGGAUAUUAAUAAGCACAGUGUUGAGGAAACAGCAGCUGAGUGCAGAAAACUGGGGGCCACCGCACAUGCGUCUGUGGUAGACUGCAGUAACCGAGAAGACAUUUAUAACUCCAUAAAGCAGGUAAAGAAAGAAGUGGGAGAUGUAACCAUCUUGGUGAACAAUGCUGGGACAGUAUAUCCAGCUGAUCUUCUUAGUACCAAGGAUGAAGAGAUUACCAAAACUUUUGAAGUCAACAUCCUAGGACAUUUUUGGAUCGCAAAAGCUCUUCUUCCAUCAAUGAUGAAGAGAAAUCACGGCCACAUCGUCACAGUGGCUUCAGUGUGUGGCCACGGAGUGAUUCCGUAUCUUAUUCCAUAUUGUUCCAGCAAAUUUGCUGCUGUUGGCUUCCACAGAGCUCUGACAUUAGAACUUAAAGCCUUGGGAAAAACUGGAAUCAAAACCUCGUGUCUCUGCCCAGUUUUUGUGAAUACCGGGUUCACCAAAAACCCAAGCACAAGACUAUGGCCUAUAUUGGAGACAGAUGAAGUUGCAAGAACCUUGAUAGAUGGAAUACUUACCAAUAAGAAAAUGAUUUUUGUUCCACCAUAUGUCAAUAUAUAUCUAAUACUAGAGAGAUUUCUUCCUGAACGUGCCCUGGCAGCUAUACAUCAUUUACAGAAUAUUCAGUUUGAAGCAGUGGUUGGCCACAAAACCAAAGGGAAAUGA
Hyaena hyaena (striped hyena) is the source of this 934-nucleotide messenger RNA. RefSeq names its product 17-beta-hydroxysteroid dehydrogenase 13. The coding region runs from base 32 to 934 and encodes 300 amino acids. The transcript is spliced from 7 exons. NCBI's taxonomy places the organism in Eukaryota, Metazoa, Chordata, Mammalia, Carnivora, Hyaenidae. Gene Ontology annotation, molecular function: oxidoreductase activity, acting on the CH-OH group of donors, NAD or NADP as acceptor. Gene Ontology annotation, cellular component: lipid droplet. The record is from RefSeq and is a predicted model, not a curated record.